AUUUCUAAUAACUUAAACAAAGGAAUAUCAAAGCUCCGUCCUGUCCUCUGACAGUGCAAGAUGUUGAUGACGUAAAUCGGUUCAAAUCUUCUACGUAAAGAGCAUAUAAUAGUUUUGACGAGCAGGCGUUAAUUGUCACUACUGUACCUGUUUCUACUGCAUUCCACUUUCUUAAACAUAAACAAUUGUUCUCAUUACACUUUUGUACACAUCAGAAAUUGCAGCCAUAAAGUUUAAGUUCUAACAAAAUUUCCAAACAACAAGAUGACGUCGUUGUCUCCGAACAAAACCAAGAAGAUGAAGAGGCUGAGAGAAAUCUUCUUGGUCUCUGCCGCCACUUUGGUCGAUUUUGGAUGGAGUUUGAAGUCAAGUUUUUUCGGCAGUGCUCCUGAUUCAGGACUACGUAGAACGGCUCAGGGAAGACCUGUCGUGCAAGGACGAGGACCACAAGGGCAAGGACAGGGAUGGGGUGGGUGGAGCGGACAACCCGACCCCCGGCUCCAAAGUUCUGCUCCUUCUCCUGCCUUCGUCGCUGCGGCACCUCCGCAGAGAAAUAUGUUGGCGCAGACCACUGGUGCACCUUCUGCUCGUGGUGCAGCAUCACAAGAUUCUUCCUCUCCUUCUUCUACUGGUCGUUCGUCUGCUUCGGACGCUGAAGGAGCAUGUUGUCAGCCUUUGUGCGAGGCAACACAGUGC
Amoebophrya sp. A25 is the source of this 696-nucleotide messenger RNA. Lineage: Eukaryota; Dinophyceae; Syndiniales; Amoebophryaceae. The record is from the annotation of a GenBank genome assembly.